CCUGAACCUGUUCUGCACGUUGAACAGACGUCCAAGAAAAUCCUUAGCCGGACGGUCAAAUUUUGAACCUCCUAUCAACGUCCAAGGGACGUCGUAGAUCGACGUCCAGAUAUGAACCGGAUUUGCACGUCGAGUAGACGUCCAGAUACGGUCCAGACCGACCGACGCAAUUUAGACUUGAUCUGCACGUCGUAUAGACGUCUCAUGUUUGUUGGGAAGACUGUUUAAAUUCUAUUAUUGCUUAUUUUUGCUUUUUUAUUAUUAUUAUUGCUUUACCUUAUUAACCAUAACCGUGGUGUUUUGCUGGAAAUUAAGCUAUUUUACAUUUUUACAUAACAGAGGGGAAUGUUAUUGAGUAAUAUUUUACUUUUAUGAGUCGUCCACUCCGUACAUCUUCUUCUGAGACAGAGCAAUUUUAAACACGACAAAAACGUGAAGUCUAUUUCCUAGAAACAUUGCCCCUCGGCGUUACAGUCAGAUGUCUCCAAUACAAACCCACUUGGGGGCCACAUUCCGCCGAGUUUAUCGGUUUCGGUAAUUCAGGAGCACACUUAUCUCACGAUGACGGUAAUGGAGGAAUUCAUCGAGCUGGCUUCCUUCACUCUGUGGAAAUGGUUUUAACAGGCACAGAGUAACACAGAGAAACUGUUCAAACGGAGAACUUGUGUUCGAUCUAUUACACAACAGACUACUACUUCUUUUCUUCUUUUCUUUUUUUUUUUUUUUUAAGCAAAACUGAGUUUUUUCUUUUCAAUUCUUAAGGAAUUUAACACUACACGCCACCAUGCCAAGCUCAACUAUUCGGAGACAGAUGAAAAAUGUGGUAAAUAACUAUACAGAGCCGGAGAAGAAGGUCAGGGAAGCGACUUCCAAUGACCCAUGGGGCCCCUCCAGUUCUCUGAUGUCAGAGAUCGCUGAUCUCACUUACAAUGUGGUGGCCUUUUCGGAGAUAAUGAGCAUGAUUUGGAAGAGGCUUAAUGACCACGGAAAGAACUGGCGGCAUGUGUACAAGGCCCUGACGCUGCUGGACUACCUGAUCAAAACGGGUUCCGAGCGAGUGGCCCUGCAGUGCAAAGAGAACAUCUUCGCCAUACAGACGCUCAAAGAUUUCCAGUUUAUUGAUCGGGACGGCAAAGACCAGGGCAUCAACGUCAGAGAGAAGUCGAAGCAGCUGGUCGUGCUACUGAAGGAUGACGACCGUCUGAAGGGUGAACGCUCUCAGGCACUGAAGACUAAGGAGCGCAUGGCGCAGGUGGCCACCAGUGUGGGCAGCAACAAUCAGAUCAGCUUCGGCCGUGGCUCCAGCCAGCCCAACCUCUCCACCAGCUACUCAGAGGAGUAUGGCAAGUCUGAGGGCUCACCUGCAUCAUAUCAUGGAUCCACAUCUCCCAAUGCAUCUUCAGAGUUGGAGCAAGCCAGACCUCAGACGAGUGGAGAAGAGGAGCUACAGUUGCAACUGGCUCUUGCCAUGAGCCGAGAGGCUGCCGAGCAGGAGGAGAGGAUGCGUCGUGGGGAUGACCUACGGCUCCAGAUGGCUCUGGAAGAAAGCCGCAAAGACUCCAACACAGGGAAAAUAGCCAAGAAGAAGAAAGAGCCUCCACAGUCUUCUCUGAUGGAUCUGAUGGACUCUGUUCUGGAGGGCCCUGCCGAUCAAACAUCAGACCCUUGGGGAGCAGGAGCUGCAGCAGCAGGCCCCGCCUCAGACCCCUGGCAGUCCUACGGUGCAGCCCCUAAGCCAGCUGCUCCUGUGGAUCCCUGGGGUCUUCCUAGUGCCUCUUCCUCAGUUGCUCCUCUGAAAAGCAGUGACCCCUGGGGGUCGACCCCGGCUCCUGCAGCUGCUGAUCCCUGGAGCCCAAUGCCUGCCACCCGCCCCAAAGCCCCUGCCACUGUGGGUAGCUUUGAUCUUUUCUCCACACCAAAUGGUACUUCCAGGGAGGACCUCUCUGAGUUUGACUGUCUUCGCUCCUCAGCAGUGACAGGUGAUGGUAGAGGAAGCUCUGCCUUGCCAUCGCAGACCAGUUUGUCUGUAGGCUCUGAUCUGUUUGACGUACCGAGUGGCCCAACCAGAAAAACUCCAGAGUCUUUCCUGGGUCCCAAUGCUGCGCUUGUCAACCUAGAUUCUCUGGUCACCAAACCUCCCCAGCAGGCUCCAGUCUCCAACCCCUUCCUUGGUGGAGUCUCGGGAGUAGCUUCAGCUCCUGCAGCUCAGGUCAACCCCUUCCAGGUGAACCAGCCACAGCCACCCACCCUCAACCAGAUGAGAGUCAGUCCCAUGAUGGGCCUGAGUGGACAGGGCUUCAGCAUGGCCCAGAGAAGCAACGAGCCCUUGCCUCUGUCCUCAAUGCCCCCAGCCGGCCCCAUCUCAGUGGUACCCAUGGCUGGCAUGGCUCCUCUCGGGCCCAUGGGCCAGAUGCCAAACAUGGGGAUCCCAGCCUCCAUGUCACUGCCCCAGCCGCUCAUAAGCGGAGGGCUGCCGCCCACAGGCGCAGCAACACAAGCCGGCGGCACAACCAACCCCUUCUUAUUGUGAGGCACAACAUUUGCCUCCCCGAAACACACAAAUCUCUCUCUCAUCCCCAUUCCUAUUGCAUAGACAAUGUAGUCUGUUGUGUUCCCCCAAACCUGUGUGCUAUUUUGAGACUUUUGGGAGUAGCAGUGGUGUUUACAGGUUUUACACUGGCAGGCGAUUCCCUUCCUCUCCUGUCAGAAAUUGGUACCAUACGAUGAUUUGGUAUUCAUUUCUAAAUUUCCUCAAAAGAAACCAUCAGCGAUACAGCAUCUAGGAGAUUUUCUUCCCGGGAGCAACCUUCCUGUUUUUAACUUCUUUUUUUGAUGGCUUACUUUUCUUAUCAGAGGCUUGAAACUAGAAGUACUGGUUCCUCUUAAUUUUUCUAAUUUCUAGUCUUUGAAAGCAGCGUGCUAGAUAAAGCUAACCCUUUUAAUCGAAGCAGCCUGUACGUUCUACGCAGUGCAUAUACACUAUGUGUAUUUACAGUACGCUUAAGUAGACAGUUUAGAGGACUCUCUAUCAGUUUACAUGGAAAUGAUUUUGAUGUUCUAAGCAGGGAUUUUGCACAUGCUCUGAUUUGUCUUCUUUUGACUGUCGGCCCACCGUUAGUCCUUAGCACGAGAAGCGAUGGGAAACCGUUCACUAAGACGUGAGUAAAGCCGAGGACUAGGAGGGAGUCUGUGAACUGCAUGUGUGAAUGGUUUCAAACCUGAUGCAUUGAAAGAUGAACUUCAUACUGAAGUGGAGAGUUGUUCUUUCUUCCUCUUCUUUUGUAAUGCAUGACGGGGAGUUGGUUUGCAUAUCAUAAUACAGCUCAACUUUUAUACCGAAGCCUGUUUUUUACUGCUUCACAAUCCC
This is a messenger RNA of Cyprinus carpio (common carp), 3367 nucleotides long. RefSeq names its product epsin-2-like. Lineage: Eukaryota; Metazoa; Chordata; Actinopteri; Cypriniformes; Cyprinidae. Gene Ontology annotation, biological process: endocytosis. The record is from RefSeq and is a predicted model, not a curated record. The transcript is spliced from 9 exons. Gene Ontology annotation, molecular function: phospholipid binding; clathrin binding. Gene Ontology annotation, cellular component: plasma membrane; clathrin vesicle coat; endosome. The coding region runs from base 785 to 2530 and encodes 581 amino acids.